AUGCCAAUGAAUAACCUUUUAUCAAUACAAGAUAAUAUGCCGUCCUCUUCUGAGGAAAAUAAUUGCGACUCUCCAUAUUCACCGGCGUCAGACGACUUUUCUGUGAAUAACUUGUAUAACCCCUCGACUUUACUGGAUCCAAAACUAGAAGUACUAGACUCAAAUACUUCUCUUUUCUUCAUGACCCCUCAACAAACGCCUACAAGAGAACUUCAACCUUCGGUACAACAAGAUCACCACGUUCACCAGUCCGUUUUCAACCCUGUGCCUAUGACUGACCUUCAACAGCAAUCUUUAAAUAAUUUCAUGUCCCCGACAUUUACACAAGGUAUAGCAAAUUAUACACAAAAAAAUAUGAGCUACCUCGAAUAUAUGAAUGGAUCUGAUGAUAAUAACAUAGAACCAAGUGUCACAUCACCUCAGUCGGAUCGACAUUGUCAUAUGCAGGAUAUCAGUGAUAAAGGAUUGCAGAUUCACGUUCUCGGAGUCCCGCAGACUGGUGCCAAAUCUCGUGUAGAAACACAAAUCAAAUUAUGUCUACAGCUUGUCACGGAUAAAGGAGAAAAAGUGCCAUUAUGGUCACAUUUACGCUUGCCCGAAUAUAUGGUUGCUAAAGAAAAACUCAAAACUAAAAACGCAAGGAAUCCACCGGAUCAAAUGAAUAUCUCAGAAAAAGGUGUGCUAAAUUUAGAAGCAACCGUGGUUUGCGCGAGCGAGAUACCGAAAAAAGUACUUACUUGUCUGGGUUGUGUCCAACGAGAGCGAAAGAGGUCUCAGCGUAAAAAAGAAAACAGGCACGCCAAGGCAAAUUCGAACGCUGCUGCGCCACAAGUCGAUGACGCCAAUAAACCAAUGGAUUUAGACGAUGAAAAGACGAUGCAAUUAGAACAACGCAAAAUUCUAUUAUUCAAUUGUAGUGAGAUCGUUGAUUUUAGUAGUGGUGACACUAUUUUACCAACAAGAAUCACGUGUUAUUGUCGACAUCAUAAUGAGAAAGUUGGGUUCUGCAUUUACUUUGUAAUGAAAGAUUAUACUGAUUCUAUCAUUGCAACUGGAAUGUCACCUCCUAUUAUGAUAACUGACGAUCACAAGUCGUCAAAAACAAAAGUUGGUGUUGGAAGAAAACGACCAAGAGCUGAAUAUGAUCGUAGAAAUUCCACAACAGCGAACAAUCCCAUAAAUUCUACAAAAAGCAAAGCCAGCGAAAGGCAUGCGUCUUCUUCAUUAUCAAACGGUACAAAUGAGCAAUCCACGCCGCCAUCCUUAUCAAUAAUACCUACUUCUGAACCUAAUGGAGGACUUUCGUCUCCAGUUUCCAUUAUUCCCACACAAAAUUCUAGCUUGAUCGCAUCGAUUUCAUCACAACAAUCAACGAUUAAGCAUGAAAAAAACAAUAAUUCACGACAACGUUUACAAGUUCAGCCUUCAUUUGGAUUCAAUUCAUCAUCAUCCCCCGCAUCACCGAUUUCACCAAUGUCACCCAUUAUUCCUCAAAAUUUACAAAAUACCCCAAAUACUCCAAAUACAUCUAGCCAACCCUAUCAACAGCUUGAUCAAAAUACUAAUUUGGCUACUUCAGGCCCACAAGUGAAUUUCCCCGUGGUAGCCAAUAAUGCUGCUAUGAUGAACUUAUCUAUGGCACCCACAUCACUUAACAACAUGAAUCCCAUUUAUCAAACGGCACAAUUACAUCAAAAUCUCGGCGCUCCCAAUCGAUUUAAUAUCUCAGCCGCUCAUCACGGUGGAGGCCCAAUGCGCUUGCAUGCUUCUCACCAUCCUAACCAAAUGCUAAGGAGAUCAUUUUAUAACACUUCUGGAAAUUCCAUUUAUCAAAAUGGUACGAUCAACGGAUACCCCAUACCGAGGAUGAGCAGGCUUAUUCCUUCUGAAGGUCCCACUUAUGGCGGCAUUGAGGUGACCGUUUUAGGAAGCAACUUUUUUGAGGGACUUACUUGUGUUUUCGGUGAAAAUCCAGCAAUUCCUACACAAUAUUGGUCCCCAAAUACACUGGUUUGCAUUUUACCACCAGCUCCAACACCGGGUACAGUCGUUGUGAGUUUUAAGGAAUUUCCUAUAAGCUUGAUAGAUAAUCCGGAAGAAGUCGUCCUUUUCUCUUACACUGAUGAUUCUGAUCGAGCUUUAAUGGAGUUAGCGCUUCAAGUCGUAGGUAUGAAGAUGACCGGAAAGAUAGAAGAUGCACGCAACAUUGCUAUGCGCAUCGUUGGCGGCAAUGAUAACAACAGUAAUUCUGGUAAUUCCAAUGGCAAUGGAAGUAUGAAUGGGAUGCACAGCCAUUUGGCAUCUUUUGCUCGUCAAGCAGGAGAAAAUAAUUUCGAAGCACAUAUUAUAACAACAAUAAGCUUAUUAGAUGUACUUGAAACAGAGCAUGAUAGUAUUUCAUUACAAAAUCGUCAACAACAUACGAUGCUGCAUAUAGCGGCUAUGUUGGGUUACACAAGAUUAUGCUCCGUGUUAAUUGAUCGAGGCAUCGACUUGAACUUACAGGACAAAUAUGGCUUUACUGCACUUCAUUACGCGGCAUGGACAGGUAGAGAGGAGAUUGUGAGAAUACUUAUCACAGCUGGUUCUGGAGAUAUCAUUCCCAAUAUCAACGAUCAGUAUGCUAUUGAUCUAGCCAUAUCUCGAAAUUUCGAUGAAAUUGUUGCAAUUAUCAAUGAUCAUCGUUUGCACGAUUCUGGGGUAUCGGAACAAACGGAAGAAUCCAUUAACGAUAAACAAAAUCAUGAAACAACACCCAACAUUUCUUGGGUAGAUUCGGCGACCGCUAACGAUUUAUUACUAAACAAAUCGGAAGAGGAUGAUGGAAUCGUAAAUGCAGAAGUAGUUGAUAAAAAGAACAUUAAACAACCUUUCUCUGAGAUGGCCACCGAUUUAGCUUCUGCUUCUACUAUUUGGCUCCAAAAAACAUUUGCGCACAUGCAUAUGCCAACUAUAGGCAAACCUUCUCAGAUUAACAUUCCUCUUCCCUACAUUAAAAUGCCUAAUCUUCAAAUGCCCAAUUUACAAAUGCCAUACCUUCAAAACUUUUCUUCCCCAAAGUUUUCAACCAUGAAUUUUGGCACCAACUUAUCAAUUCCAAGACCUUCCAUGCCAUCAAUGCCUUCACUUAACAUGAAUAUUGAAUUUCCAACUUUACCAAUGGUAACUUUCCCCGCUAUAAUACCCAGUGGAUUUACAAGUUUUGUAAGAGAUGAAAAAAGCAUGGCUAAUGGAGGUGACAUGAGUGAAAUGAAUAUGGCACAAUAUUACAAGAAUAAAUGGCUUAGACAAGAUCAACCUGUUCAACAAGAACAAUCACCAAAAGAAGUUGGUCAAGGAUUUGGUAGAUUUGGUUAUAGUUGGCCAUUUUAUGGAUCGCAACCAGUUGUGCCAAUGUAUCAUCACGAACCCGAAGAACCUCGUGCUCCAUCACCAUCACCGCCUGCUAAUAUUUCACGUGUAAGUCGCAAGGUUGGAUAUGAUCUUAGUUCUUUGAAUGAUGAACAAAUAGCUCGUGUGGAACAUCAUGAUGAAAAAUAUAAAAGAUUAAAGAAAGAUAAAAUGUUGUUUUUAUUCUGGGUACCAGUAUUUUUCGUGAUGAUUGCCUUGGCAGUAAUGAAAUACAGUACAAUAGGCAUAACAGAACUUACAUUAUUAAUACGAAAUGUCGUAUAUGAUAUUGUUGGUUGGGUAAAAUUUGAUUAA
Funneliformis caledonium is the source of this 3705-nucleotide messenger RNA. NCBI's taxonomy places the organism in Eukaryota, Fungi, Glomeromycota, Glomeromycetes, Glomerales, Glomeraceae. The record is from the annotation of a GenBank genome assembly.